AUGAAGGUAAUCCUAGCGUCGCUCAUACUCAACGAAGUUGGUCUGGAAAUAACAAAGCAGAGCAUAUCCGAGCUUAUAAGAAAAGCUGGCGCGGAGCCGCAGGAGGAUGAGGUAGAUGAUUUUCUUGUUAAGCUGAGUGGAAAAAGCAUACAAGAGGCGGUUGCCGAAGGAAUGGGUAUGAUGCAGAGCGUGGAAAGUAAGGCUGGCUCAGUUGUUAAGGAAGAAAAGGCUGAGGAGGAAGAGAAGCCGAAAGAGGCUCCUAAGCCAGCGGACGAUGAUGUGGAUCUCUUCGAAAUUUUCUAAUUAAACGGGUUAACGACAGG
Molecule: messenger RNA, 323 nt
Organism: Vavraia culicis subsp. floridensis
Lineage: Eukaryota; Fungi; Microsporidia; Pleistophoridae
Exons: 1
Coding region: 1-303 (100 amino acids)
Source: RefSeq, a predicted model, not a curated record